AUGGAAUCUCUAAAUCUUUAAGAUAUCGGAGUAGUAUUCAAUACUGAGAGCUUUGGACCUGUCUCCGCCCAAUAGUGGGAAAACUUUGAUGGCAAAAUAUAUCAACCAUACAAUAAAAGGGAAAAGAUUGGAAAAAUCGCUGAUUUUGUGACAACAAUCGCUCAGCAAGCUUUAGUUAAUGCAAAUAUCGUCACCUAGGCAUAAGCAAACAAACAAAAGCCAGUUACAGUGUCAGGUCCAGCCACUGAACUUCUCAACGAGGAGGAGAAAGGAUUCGAAUUAGUUGAAAGUGAUAAGAUUAUCAAGAAACCAAAGCCAUAAACUGCUAUUUAAAACAAGAGAAACCCCAAUUAAUACCACAACUAAAGAGGUUAAUAAAGAAAUUGGAGAGGUGGCAGAGGUGGAAGAGGUGGCUACCAAAAAAAUAAUGAUUAUGGUGGAUUCAUUCAUCAAUGGCAUGGAAAGAGAGGAUUCAGAGAGGCCUCCAUCGAAGUAAGAGGUGACUGGCCAGUCAUUGAAGAACUCAGCAAAAAUUAAUUGGAAAAACUUAACCCUGUCUCAGCUAAUCUACUGAAUACUUUAGUUCAAUGUGGAGAAGUCCAUGCAUACAAUAAAGAUUUUGAUAAGUCAAGAACUACUAAGCCCUACCCUUUAAAUCACUUCAAGGGACAGAUAUUCAAUUUCUAAACUGUAGACGAUCCAGUCAUUCAAAGAUUGGCAACUGAGAAGAAAGCUCACGUUUUCGCCACUGAAACUGCAGUAGCUGCAAUCAUGACUGCUCCAAAGAGUUUGUACUCUUGGGAUGUUAGUAUCAAGAAGUAUCAAGAUAUUCUCUUCAUUGAUAAGAGACCUGAGGAAAAUAUCUUAGACUUAUUAACUGUCAAUGAGACCUCUUAAGACAAUCAACCACUAGAUGAUGAGAGUAUUAAUGGAGUUAGAUAGCUUAUGCAAGAAGCAGUGAGAGUUAAUAACUCAUGGAAGUAUCAGUAAUACAAAAAGGACAAGAAGGUAAAUCUCGCUGAGAAAGAUCCAUUCAUUGAAGUUGAAGAUCAAGUUGCAGCUAGAUUAGGAUAUAUGUACAAAAUAUGGGAUAUCGGCAAUAAGAAAAAGAUCUGUAUUAGAUCAACUGUCCACUCAUACUUACAAAAGCCAGGACAAGAGGAAGAUAACUUGGAAAAUCAACCAAAACAAACUUAUCAAAACACUUAUGCCUUCCUCGAGUAUGAAGCUAACAAAAGUAACUGGAAGCAAAAUCUUGACAUGAUGAUGGCUUAAUGUUUAACUAAAGAGGUUCAGGAUAACUCUACUAAAGUAUCCAGAUGGGUAGUAGAGAGUUUACUAGCUGGCGUUGAGCACAUUAAAUUCGCCUUUGUUUCCAGACAAAACAAUAAGGAUAACGCCAAGCAUUUAGUUCUAGGUACUUAUGGUAUUGCAACUCAAUCCUUCUCUAAUCAAAUUAAUCUUAACAUGCAAAACUGCUGGGCUAUAUUGAAGGAUACAAUUGAUGGGAUCUAUCACUAGAAUGAACCAACUGGGGAGUACAUUUAUAUGAAAGAUCCUAACAAGGCUCUUAUGAGAAUGUUCAAGGUCACAACUGAGGAAGAAGAAGAGGAUGAGCCAGAAGAAGAGUUAUGA
Molecule: messenger RNA, 1635 nt
Organism: Stylonychia lemnae
Lineage: Eukaryota; Ciliophora; Spirotrichea; Sporadotrichida; Oxytrichidae
Source: the annotation of a GenBank genome assembly